AUGCCAAACCUCAAUAUCCGAGAAUGGCCCCGGCAGCUCUUCCACUUCAUCACGGCCUACCGCCCAUUCUACAACCUGCUGCUAGCAUUCUACACCAUGAUGGACAUGUUCUGGCUCGGCUGGGACGGCACAGACCCUGCGUACUUUUCGGCUGUUCUGAACGACUACGCCGAGUUGGUUAUCUUGGAGGGGUUACAUGGUUUCGGUGCUUUUGCCGAGUUGGGUGGUGCGGGUUUCUGGGAUGGUUUCGAGGAUGAGGACAUGGAUGGCUUUGAUGAAUUCGAUGAGUUUGAGGAUGAUUAUCGAUAA
Molecule: messenger RNA, 309 nt
Organism: Aspergillus puulaauensis
Lineage: Eukaryota; Fungi; Ascomycota; Eurotiomycetes; Eurotiales; Aspergillaceae
Exons: 2
Coding region: 1-309 (102 amino acids)
Source: RefSeq, a predicted model, not a curated record